Molecule: messenger RNA, 7943 nt
Organism: Anas platyrhynchos (mallard)
Lineage: Eukaryota; Metazoa; Chordata; Aves; Anseriformes; Anatidae
Source: RefSeq, a predicted model, not a curated record
GCUCUGACCGCAGCCGCCCGCGGUAGGCGCCGAGCCGCAGCCCCUUGCUCUGUCAGGGUGCUGGGAGGGCUCUGCUGAGGUGUUUUGGGGUCUCUGCUGAGGUGUUUUGGGGUCUCUGCCUCUGGAUCCUGCCUGCGGUGGGUGCUGGGGUGGUGGCUCUGGUGUCGCGAACUGGGGGCAGCCGCAGCCCGUCGAGAGGAGAACCCGCUCCGGGGGGUGUUUGGGGUGGGUUUGGGGCGGUUUUGGGACGUGGUGCUGUUGGGUUUCGCAGAGCCGGAGCCUUUUACCUCAGCAGGGAUUUCUGCUGCUGCCUCUGGAGACGAGGGUGGUGCUGCUGCGGGUCUGCUGGGGGGAGGUGGGCAUCUCCUGCUGCCCUGGUUAAAGCUCUGGUGGGAUCCGAAAGCUAAAACUUCAGAUAAUUUUCAUUGCUAUUGUACUUUUCAUUUGCUCUGAACUCCUUAUUUAUGCUGCUUGCAUAUGCUAAACGACAACAGAAAUUCGUGCCCGGGAGGGCUGACCCCAAAUCACGGUGUGUUGUCAGAACCCCACAGGAAUGGAAAACCCCAUAAGAGCAGGCCAGGAGGUUUGAGACUGCUCGCUGACAAAUCCGCUGCUACGUGGGGCUCUGAUCCCGCUGCGUUUGCUCGUCUCGUCCCGCUGUUCCUGUGAGACUGGAUCAGCUCUUCAAAACAAGAUGUACUGGCAAAUCAUUCUGACCACGGCUGUGCUGUUGGACUUCAUUCACGCGGCAGUUGCCCAUUGUAUGGUCCAUCAGAUUCUUCCCAGGAACUUUACGUUACCCUGUAUGUUGCUGAAUGAGACAGUUUUGAGUCCUUUCUCUGCUGGAGUUGUAGAGAGCUGGUCUGGUUUGAUGAGAGAGCAUGGAGCUGCUGAAACCAACCCUCACUUGCUAAUGAAUGAAGAAAGUUUUCUGUGUUGCCUUUGGAGUGAUAACAACAUUGAUUGUUCUUUGUACAGAGCAAGCAUGCAGCCAAGGAUGUUUAUUCCUUCAGAAAUCAGCAUCUCUGCUUCUCAGGAAAGAGAUUCAAAUUGGAACAUUGAAUGUUGGAUUAAAGGCAAGCUGGAUCUGUUAGUUUGUAGCCUCCGGUUUUUGAAGCUACACUUGAGACCUGAUUUGAAGGUUAAUCUUUUAUACGCUGUAUCGGAUCUGCCACUGGGAGAUGUAUCUACAAGCUCUCUGAAGGGGGCUGCCGUGGCUGCUCAGUGUGGCUGCAGUGAGUACGGCAAGUGUGAAUGCUGUGUGCCUUCUCCGAGACUCAACUACACUUACAUCAUGUGGCUGAAGAUUGUGACUGGGGUAACACCUCUUUGGUCGCCUUUGAUGGCAGUCAAGCCCAUAGAUAUCAUAAAGCCUGAACCUCCUCUGAACCUGCACCUAGAAAUGACAGAGAAAGGUGAAGUGAGGAUCUGCUGGUCUGACCCCGUGCUGAUGCCAUAUCCCCUCCAGUACGAAGUGAACAUCUCUGGAAACGCAGGUCCAAAUGGCUGGCAGGUGGUUCGAGUUGCUUUAAACACCUCAUUGGCCAUUGACAAUUUGCUGCUUGAUUCCUCCAAUUUCGCUCAAGUGCGGUGCAAGAAUCAUUAUGGUCCAGGGUUCUGGAGUGACUGGAGCACGCCAUAUAAUCUGAAACUGGGAGCUGAAGUCUUGUACUUCCCUUCUAAGAUACUGACCAGUGUUGGUUCUAAUGUUUCAUUUCAUUGCAUCUAUAAAAACCAAACCAAGAACGUAUUGUCAAGGAAGAUUGUUUGGUGGCUGAACUUAGCAGAAGAAAUCCCAGAAAGUCAGUAUACGCUUGUGAAUGAUCGCGUAAGCAAAGUUACUCUUUUCAACUUGAAAGCAACAAAACCUAGAGGAAAUUUCUUCUAUAACGCAUUGUACUGUUGUCAUCAAAAUAGGGAAUGUCAUCAUAGAUACGCUGAAUUAUAUGUAGUAGAUGUGAAUAUCAAUAUCAAAUGUGAAACUGAUGGGUACUUAACUAAAAUGACUUGCAGAUGGUCCACAAACCCAAACACUUUGCUCGUGGGGAGUUCCUUGCAGUUAAGAUACUACAGGAGCAAAAUUUAUUGUCCUAACUUUCCAAGUAUCCCUCCAGAAUCAGAGGUGAAAGAAUGCCAUUUACAGAGGAAUCAUUCUUAUGAGUGCAUAUUUCAGCCUAUUUUUCUUUUAUCUGGAUAUACCCUGUGGAUAGAGUUUAAGCACUCGCUAGGAACACUUGAGUCCUCACCAACUUGUGUCGUUCCAGCAGAUGUGGUGAAGCCACUUCCUCCCUCUGACAUUAAAGCAGAAAUCACCAGAAAUGAUGGGCUGCUGAAUGUGAGCUGGACAAACCCUGUGUUUACCAAUGAUGAUCUAAAAUUUCAGAUUCAAUAUGCUGAGAAGAGGGAAGAACUAACAUGGGAGCUGUAUGAAGUUUCAAAUUUGCCAACGAGAUCUGCUAUGAUAAAGGUUCAGAAACUCUGUGUUGAGUAUGUUGUUCAGGUCCGCUGCAGAGCACUGGAUGGUUUAGGUUACUGGAGCAACUGGAGCAAAUCAGCUUAUGCAGUUGUGAGAGAUAUCAAAGCUCCCUUACAAGGCCCUGAGUUUUGGAGAGUUAUUGUUGAAGAUCCAGCAAGGAGGCAGAAAAAUGUUACCCUUCUGUGGAAGCCACUGAUGAAGAAUCACUCACUGUGCAGUGUGAGCCGAUACAUUAUAAAGCAUCAGACGUCAGAAAACACCACGUGGUCAGAAUAUGUCGAUAAAGGCACUACCUGGUUAUUUCCAUGGACUGAACGCACACAUACCAUUACUGUUUUAGCCAUGAAUUCAAUUGGAGUUUCUUCAAGGAAUUUUAAUUUAACUCUAUCACAGCAAUUGAGCACAGUGAAUGCAGUGCAGUCACUCAUCGCUUACCCAGUGAACAGCACCUGUGUGAUUUUGACUUGGACGCUUUCACCUCACACGUACGUGAUAACAUCUUUUGUUAUUGAAUGGAAAAACCUUAACAAAGAAGAGGAGAUGAAAUGGGUGCGAGUUCCUCCGAAUACUAGCAAGUAUUAUAUUUAUGAUCACUUUAUUCUAAUUGAGAAGUACCACUUCAGCCUGUACCCCGUGUUUGCUGGAGGAGUUGGCAAAUCCAGAGCGACAGAUCGAUUUACCAAAGUUCCAGAUGGAUAUGAAAAUCAGAAUAAUGCUAGCCUCUAUAUGGUUCUGCCAAUAGUUGUUUCAACCUUGGUUUUGUUGCUUGGAGCAUUGCUGAUUUCACACCAAAGAAUGAAGAAACUGUUUUGGGAAGAUGUUCCAAACCCCAAGAAUUGCUCCUGGGCACAAGGAGUUAAUUUUCAGAAGCCUGAAACUUUUGAGCACCUUUUUAUCAAGCACCCCGAAGCAAUGUCAUUUGAGCCUCUUCUUCUGGAGCCAGAAAUAGUGCUGGAAGACAUCAGUGUUACCAAAGUGUUGAAACAAGAGGAUACACAAGAUUUUUUAGUCAUUAAUUCCAUGUUUACAAAAAUUCAAGACUCUGAGCACGACUCUGCUUGUUCUAGCAGCCAUUUCACUAGCAGCAGCUUCUCUGAGAGCUUUCACAAUGACCAAAUCGCUGGAGAAAUCACAAGGCAGUCCGACAUAAAAUACGCUACUAUUAUCAGCAACUCCAGAUCCGGUGGGCUUUAUGAAGAGAAGAAGAAUCUCAGAAGUUGCUUUGAGAGGUGCUUCUUAGCCGAAGAUUCCUCAGUUGCAGGUGCUUUCUCAAGCAGCUCUUGGGAGGUGGGAAACCAGGCUUUCCUCCUGCUGCCUGAUCAGCCUGGCAGUCGGCCCAGCAAGACUCUUUCCCUUUCCCUGAUUUCUUCAGAGGGGUUUUCAGAGCCUUCAGAUCAGGAUGACACCUUCCCAGAUGGAGGCAGUCCUGAGCGAAGCCUCUGUUACCUGGGGAUAGCAUCACUUGAAAAAAGAGAGAGUGACAUUUUUUUAACGGAGAGUUCCGGAGUGAUGUGUCAGAUCCACACAGCUGAUCUGCUCAGAGACGUGGGGUUCCUUCGGAACACGCCUCCUAGCUUAAACACAUUUAUCCAAAGUAGCUUUAACUACAAAGCCAUUGUGCCCUACAUGCCUCAGUUCCAGAUGCCUGCCGCCAAGGUGCAAGACGCCACAGAGAACAGCUCUUAAGUCAUCACGCCAUAACUCGGUACUCGUCGUGGCUUUUUAGGUGUUGAUAUGUUCUCCCGUUUUUCCCUCUCCUGACUUAUUUCAGGAGCUCUCCUGGUUGGAAGUUGUGUGACUAAUCCUGCAUUUGAGUCCCAGGAUUUCAGCAGGAAGAAAAUUCUGUUUCUUGACUUAAGUUUCACACGAGGGGCCUUCCUUUAUAUAUUUGAUAUAUAAAUAUAUGUAAUUAGCCACUGGUGCCAAAUAGUUUCCUCCUGUUAGGUGCACAUCCGAGCACCCCGGUGCAGAGCUGCCCUUGCAAUUGGGCUUUGUGCCACGGGAUUUCAGGUGAGGACUGGCUGUGACCCAAACACAGUUCUCAGCCCCCAGGCUCCGUGCUGUGGGCUGUGGGCAGCUUUGGCAGCCCUCGGGAGCUGUACCUGGAGCUGCUCCCGUGGCUCCUGUGCGGGCAGCGCACAGCAGCCCUGGCCGGGUGGCCUCAGCGUGUGGCAGGAGCCUUCCUCCAGCUGGGAGAGGCAGAGGAGGUGGGGGUGGAGAUCCCCAAACACUGUUCAGUGGUUGGGAAUUGCCAUUGUUCGUGCCCCGAAUAAACACAGCUCUGGUUCAUCAAAAAAAAAAAAGAAAUUUAACAUGUUGGCCAACAGCACUGAAAGAGCUUGCUCUAGGUUUUUUUGGGGAGUCCAAGGGCGAGACAAAGGAGUGGCCUAAAGCAUAGCAUUAAAGGGCAUAUUGAAACAGAAGGUGCCCACAUUUUGUCUGGGGGGAGAAACUCGGAUGUGUACAAACUCGGGUGCUGUACAAAUACCAGUGGCUUUGUUUGUUUUUCUCCAAAAUCCCGAUGUUUUGAUUGCUUUGCUGGCACCUGCAUUUAAUUGAGCCUGUGAGUACGCAGAUGGUCCACAAGAAAAAGCAGUGGGAAUCCUGCCCUUCAGUGGCUGAAAGGGAGGCCGUGACCAGCGGAGGCAAACUUGGGGCUGUUUUUACGUUGUCUCUUUUUCAGUAAGAUGAAAAUGUUCAGCAGCAGCAUCAAAGAGCUGUAAGAAGAGCUGUGAGGGCAGAGGCUGAGGGCUGAGCAGUGCCUCAGCACAUCAAAGAUACCCUGAAGGAGUGACUGUUCAGCAAGGAAGGGCUUUUGGUGCUGCAAGAAGAGGAGCAGAGUCAAAAUUCUUGGUGCUGCACAACCACAGGGUGUUACCUGGCUAACCCGUGUGCUUGGAAGUAAAGCACCCAUGUUUUUGCUGACCAUGAGGUUCUAGUACAAACGAUAUUGUGGUAAAACUAACAUCUCUUCCAAACUUAUUCUGUAAGAACCACAGUAAAAAAGGCAGUAAUUUGAUCCAAGAAUCCUGUUUUUUUGAUCUGCAGUGAGCUAGCCUGGCUACACGGACAUGAAGUCAGUUCAGGAGCCGUGCUCCACUCAGCUUUGGCUAGGAGGAAAAUCAGAUCUUGCAUCCCAGCUGUGUUUGUAGGUAAACAAAACCACACACUUGGAAGCCAAAUAUAUUUUUUCUAUCUCAUAGCUAAUAAAUAUUUUUGUAUACGUACUUUUUCAAAGAGCUAUUUUGAAAAGCUAAGAAAGAUGAAAACACUGUGUAUUCCAGAGCUAAAUUGCUGUAAAACUUACUUGGGGAAUUAAAAACAAAAGGGCAAAAUUCAGCAACAGUAGUAAACAGUAGAAGUGUGGAGAUCUUUUAAUGUAUUAGUGAUAAGAAAUCCGAUGGGGCAAAAGGGACCAAAGCAAGUUAUAUAGUUACACUUUAAAUUUAAGAUAAGGUUUAAAAACAACAACAAAAAACCCACAACUUGUUCUCAAACAAGCUGCUAGCCUGGUUCUCGCUGGGUGUCUGUUUCUGAAUGCUGAUAUGACACAGGCCUGAUGUGAUUGUUCAGAAAAAGGGGGUGUGCGGGGAGGUGGCUGACCAAAACUUGUCACUCGGAAGAGCACCUGGAGCUGCAGGGAUGAGCCCAGAGUCUUGAAAGGGCUCCUGUGGGGCUGGGCAGCCUUGUCGCAGGUCCCGUACCUGCUGCUGCUCUGCUGGAGUGAGCCGUGCUUCUGCAGCCAGCAGCAGGAGAAUGCUAAACCAGAGCUCCUCUGAAUUAAAACCCACUUCGACCGCUGUGUGGAUGUGAUACAGCACAGCCUGCGGGGCCCGGGAGCUGCCCACCAAAGCCAACAUCCCCCGGGCACACGAAGCUGCAGCCAGGCACCUCCACAGGGACCCCUCAUGCGCUCCUUCAGAAUCGUCCAUCAACCUCCUGCAGCUCCAUAAACUGGGAUAAUAAACACAUGGUACAUCACGGAGCGUGGGUUCCUUCAGUUAUUGUGUCCUGCAAAGUUGUCUGGUUGCAUCUGAAGAUCUUUCUUGGGAAAUGAAAAACCAACACUGAUUUUAUCACUGAGUGCUCAGGGUGAGUCCUCAUCCAGUAACUGCUGGGACAGGAGCACCCGUAGGCAUGGGAGUGAUCCAAAGAGCGAGUCCAGGAGGGUUUUCCUGGGCUGCAGUACAUGGGAAAAGGCAGGAGUUAAAUCCUGCCCCCUCCAUGCAGGGCUCUGAUGUGGCUCAGAGCUAUCAAACAGGGAUUUGAUCGCGCUCUUCACCUUUCUUCACUUCUGUAUGAGGCCCAAGCCUGCGUGCCCUGCAUCCCCCAGCUCUGCCCGUGGGCAGCUACAGCUACAGCUGCCUUUUCUCAGCGUGAUUUUUCCCCCUGUUUUAGGUCAAUUUACUCAUUACCAAAGCUGAGUGCCUUCUGUGCCACAUCAGGUAACGUUUUAUUCCAUGUUUACAGCAGUCUACUUUUUCCACAGGGCAGCCAUGCCCUUGCUUUAUGCAGGAGCAAAUCUCGUUUGCUUAUUCCUGGGGGUGACAGAGAUGGGCAGGUGUCAGAGCACGGCUGUUUCCUAAUUUCAGAGGGCUGUUCCCAUGGCAGACAGCCCUCCUGCUUUCCCUCAGCGGCUUUGAGCCAGGCCCCUGGUCUGCGAACUGGGGCUGGAUCUUGGCUGUUGCCUCCCUGCAGCACGGCGAGGGAAGGGAGAUGCCACAGAAACGCGUUUCGGACAUCCCGGGCGCACGGCACCACCACGCACCCAGGCCUUGGCUGCACAUUUCUGCUCUAGUAGUGAACUCGUUAAUGCUUUCCUACAAACACACCUAUGCCUCGGCUACAAAUAACUCCGUGUUAUCCCCCUCUUCUACCAGUGCAAGUAAAUCGGUCAUUUUGCAGACAUUUUUCUUUUACAUGUUUUGCCAUGGCUCUGUGGCAAGGAAAGGCCUUUUCGGUUUAAACAGGAAAAGCAAAUAGGAGGAUCCAUGUGCAGCUUCAGACGUACACAUUAAGCCCUAAUAUUAACCUCCUGCAAAUUAAUUUUGAAGAGCAUUCAAGAGUCUAGCUCAUUUAUCUAAGAAAAUUAAUGUUUUGCUAUUUCUUUUACAGGUCAUUUGCAGCCAAAGUUAACUGCCCGUUUUUUUUUUUUAGCACGAUUGAUGUGUGAAGCAGCAAGAAAUUGUUUUCCCCAUUUUGUACAUUUGUUAGUCCGUCUUUGAGUCAUUGACCUGUCUAAUCAGCCUUGGAUUUGAAAGUCUGCAGUGAAAUGGGUUCUGCGUUUUGCUUUUCCUCUUGCAUAAACUGGGAACUAAUUUCUUUUCCAAAUGUGGCGUUCACUUCUGGAACAUUUGCAGUAAUCAUUUCCCACUGGUGAGAAUAUCACUCGAAACACCACCUUCCAACAGCGUCAGAAGAAUUUUGUAAUUAUUUUUGUGAAUAAAAUGUUGUAGAUGUUAACGUU